AUGUCAGAACCCAUCCCCGAGUCGAUUCCCACGUCCCACGAUCGUCGUUCAAAACGACCGACGAAGCGCCGCGCUCUCUCUCCAGUCUCCUUUCAAGCUUCGGCAGUAACCUCCCUAUUCGCUAAACCUGAUCGCGAAAUUAUUCUUCCACGCGGUCCCAAAGCCAAAACUCUCCCGCCACCUCCGGAAAUCGUUGCAAACGUUCAAGGCUCAUCUGCCGGUGCAGGUUCUGGCGAGUUUCAUGUUUAUAAAGCUGCGCGGAGGAGAGAAUAUGAGAGAAUCCGGUUGAUGGAGGAGGAGGUUAAGAGGGAGAACGAUGAAAAGGAGUUCUUAGAAAAAACCGAAGAACUUAAGAAGAAGGAUGACGAGCGGACGGAGAAAAACCGGAAGAGGAGGAUGAAGAAGAAGCAGAAAGGAAAGGGCGGCAAGGCUGAUGUUGAGAUGAAAGAUGAACCGAAGGAUACAAAUGGCGGCACCGCCAAUGGGAAGCCAAACGAAAAUUCGAAUGGUACUGCCAUAAAAGAAAACACGAACGGAAUAAAUGCUAGCGAGAUGAAGGCGCAAGAGAGAUCUUCGCCCCCCGUGGAGUACAAAGAAGGGAAUGGACUUAUUAUUCACGAUGAGUCCGAUUGA
Molecule: messenger RNA, 633 nt
Organism: Morchella importuna
Lineage: Eukaryota; Fungi; Ascomycota; Pezizomycetes; Pezizales; Morchellaceae
Exons: 1
Coding region: 1-633 (210 amino acids)
Biological process (GO): negative regulation of protein kinase activity
Cellular component (GO): nucleolus
Molecular function (GO): protein kinase binding; double-stranded RNA binding; protein kinase inhibitor activity
Source: RefSeq, a predicted model, not a curated record